Moesziomyces antarcticus is the source of this 1068-nucleotide messenger RNA. RefSeq names its product mRNA decapping enzyme. The coding region runs from base 1 to 1068 and encodes 355 amino acids. NCBI's taxonomy places the organism in Eukaryota, Fungi, Basidiomycota, Ustilaginomycetes, Ustilaginales, Ustilaginaceae. Gene Ontology annotation, molecular function: RNA 7-methylguanosine cap binding; hydrolase activity. Gene Ontology annotation, cellular component: P-body; nucleus. Gene Ontology annotation, biological process: deadenylation-dependent decapping of nuclear-transcribed mRNA. The record is from RefSeq and is a predicted model, not a curated record. The transcript has a single exon.
AUGGUAUCCGCUUCCUCUAGCACUAGCAGCGGUGUGCUGGACGGCUUCAAGCUGGUUCGCAUCCUCGACCAGGACCCCAAGCACAAGUCCGCCAACCUGCUCGGCGAGUUCGCUUCCACAGCAAACGACGGCUCGGCCAGCAUAGACCAGGCGGUGCUCAUCCUCGAAAAGACGCACUUUUCCGAGCAAUUCUACCGUCAGUUAGAGGAUCCGAACAGAGCACCCACAUCCGACGGAGAGCGCACGAUCAAGGCGCCGAAGCUCGAUGCCGAAGCUGCGGUACUCGACGGAACGGAGCGGGACGCCGUUUUUGCGGCUGUGAGCAAUCUGGGACAGAACGACGUCUACACGUGGCUGCUGGCAUGGCUCCAACGAUCCGCUUCUGACCCGGGCGACGCUGAUGUCAAGAUGACGCUCAUCCGACCGGCGACGCAGACGCACAUCGACAAGUACUCGGCGCAGCGCAGGGUGAUGGUGUACGAGACGCCCGAGAUGUAUGCGCGCAAGGUGCAGCCGUGGAUCGCCUCGUUCCCGCCAUCGCGCAUCCAGUGGGUGUACAACAUCCUCGAACACAAGAAGGAGGCCGACUCGAUCCUGUUCGAGCACCCCGAUACAGAAAGCGGCUUCAUCAUCGUACCGGAUCUCAAGUGGGACCAAAAGACAACAUCGAGCUUGUACAUCCAGGCCAUCGUGCACAACCGCGAGCUGACGAGUCUGCGAGACUUGACCAAGGACCACAUCGGGAUGCUGCAGAACAUCAAGGAUCAGGCGAGCAGGGUGGCGUUUGAAAGGUACGGCCUGGCGGGUGUGCAAGAGGGCAAGCCGGAUGGCAACGUGCGCUGCUUCUUGCACUACCAUCCCAGCUACUACCACCUGCACGUCCAUAUUUUGGCAGCGAGUUUUACGUCGCAUCCGGGCGCGGUGGUGGGACAGGCGCACCUGCUGGACGACGUGAUGGAUCUGCUGCGCCUGGGUGUGGAUAUGAAGCAACGCACGCUGGGCUACUCGCUCGGCACCAACAGCAAGCUCUGGUCGGUGCUGUACCCUGACGGCAACCCUUCAACUUGA